This is a messenger RNA of Pundamilia nyererei, 4266 nucleotides long. It is a transcript of the gene pign, whose product is annotated as phosphatidylinositol glycan anchor biosynthesis, class N. NCBI's taxonomy places the organism in Eukaryota, Metazoa, Chordata, Actinopteri, Cichliformes, Cichlidae. Gene Ontology annotation, molecular function: mannose-ethanolamine phosphotransferase activity. The record is from RefSeq and is a predicted model, not a curated record. Gene Ontology annotation, cellular component: endoplasmic reticulum membrane. Bases 527 to 3316 code for a protein of 929 amino acids. The transcript has 30 exons. Gene Ontology annotation, biological process: GPI anchor biosynthetic process.
CACUGCAAACAAAACAAAUAAAUAAGGGCUGCUUAUUUUUUAUUACAUUUCGUAAUAGGUAAACUUGAAGUGAAUCGUUUAAUUUAAACUACACUACCCACAAUGCAGCUACAAACCACUACGUCAACACACAACGUCAAAAACGAGUGACAACAAGGAAGUGAAUGCUCAUGCUGCCUGAAUUUCUUGUAGUAAUCUUCUUAAACAGGGAGACAUUUGGUUUUAGGUUGAUCUUUUUUUAGGUUGAUCUGUCUGGUUCUCUGAGCAUGUUCUUGGCGAUCUACGAAGUGACAAUGGAAGCUAAAGCAGUGUGAAUCUAUGAACUUGUAGUAGUAGUAAUAGUAGUAGUAGAUAGGUUGAUCACUCACUCAUUCAUUCUUUAACGGAACAUUAUUCCCGUUUUUAUGAUCAAAAUCCGCAGACGUUACAUGCAGUCACCUCUUUUCACUUCCAAGUGAAUUAAAUCUACCCUGCUUGUCCUCAAGUAAACCCUCAGUUGUUCUUCGGUGUAGCUUUGGCACCCAAAAUGAGGAUGAUCACCUUCUUUGUGAUUGGGCUGACAGUCCACGUGGUCUUCUUCAUCUCUAUCUUUGAUAUCUACUUCACCUCUCCUCUGGUCCAUGGCAUGACACCCCACUCCACACCCCUGGAACCCCCUGCUUCCAGACUGGUGUUAGUGGUGGCCGAUGGUCUCAGAGCAGACAGUCUCUUCACCCUGCUCCCUAAUGGCUCAUCCAGGACACCAUACCUGAGGAGUAUAAUAGAGGACAAGGGGACCUGGGGUGUGUCACACACACGUGUGCCUACCGAGUCUCGGCCCGGUCACGUUGCUCUCAUUGCUGGCUUCUAUGAGGAUGUUAGUGCAGUUGCUAAAGGCUGGAAGGAAAAUCCUGUAGAAUUUGACUCUGUGUUUAAUGAGAGCAGACACACCUGGUGCUGGGGCAGCCCUGAUAUCCUACCUAUGUUUGCCAAAGGCGCUAGUGGGGACCAUGUGUAUACCCACACAUACCCGGCAGUGGAGGAGGACUUUGCCUCCACAGAUGCAUCCAAGCUAGACAGCUGGGUGUUCACUCAAGUCAAAUCCUUCUUUAAGUCUGCACAGUCUAACUCCACUCUGAAGGCCAGCCUAUGGGAGGAUAAAAAUGUCUUCUUCCUGCAUCUGCUUGGAAUUGACACUAAUGGACAUGCUCACAGACCAAUGUCGCAAGAAUACCUAGACAAUAUUGGUCUAGUAGAUGCAGGUGUAGCUGAAGUGGUGUCUAUAAUAGAGGACUUCUUCGACAAUGAUGGCAGAACAGCCUAUGUGUUUACCUCUGACCACGGCAUGACAAACUGGGGUUCCCACGGUGCGGGCCAUCCUUCUGAAACGCUAACCCCUUUAGUGGCGUGGGGAGCUGGGGUUCAGAAAGCCAAGGGAGUCACAGAACCCCAACCAUACAAUGAUGGGUUCCUACAAGACUGGAAACUGGAGCAUCUUCGUAGAGUCGACGUCAGUCAGGCUGACAUUGCUCCGCUCAUGGCUUCCCUCGUUGGUGUGCCUAUUCCUGUUAACUCUGUUGGCGUGUUACCUCUUCUCUACCUCAACAACAGUGAGCGGUUCAUGGCUGAGAGCAUGUACACUAAUGCUAUUCAAGUACUGGAGCAGUUCAAGAUGAAAAUGAUGCAGAAAAAGGAGACAACCUUAUCUUUUCUCUUCACCCCAUACCAACUCCUGACUGAGUCAAAACAAGCAGAAUUCACCCAGAAGGCCCGAAUACUCAUUCAGCUGGAGAAGUACGAGGAUGCUAUCUCUUUGUGCCAGUCUCUGAUAUCUCGCUCUCUGGAAGGCUUGGUUUACUACCACACCUACGACCGAUUCUUCCUCGGUUGCAGUGUGGUGCUGGGAUUUGUAGGCUGGACCUCAUAUGUCGUCUUAGUCAUACUGAAGACUCACGCGAGUCUCAACAGACAUCCUAAUCUCACUAAACAGAUUCCUGGCCGUAACUUGGCAAGGCUGUGCACGUGUGUGGCAGUGGUGAUCACACUCUUCCUGCUUAUUCAAAGAAGCCCCAUAACCUACUAUAUUUACUGCCUGCUGCCUAUCCCUGUGUGGUAUUCUGUUCUGAAAGAGUCUGGAACUCUGAGAGAUUUGAUUCAGACAGCCCCUUCUCUCCCACUGUGGAAAUGUCUGGGCUAUUUUGUGCUGGUGGCGUUUGGGAUUGAGCUGCUGGUGGUGAGCUUCUUCCAUCGCGCCAUGCUGACUGUAGGGCUGGCUGCUCUCUCUCUCUGGCCCUUCUUGUCGGGGCUUUUUGGCAAGGCUAAGUCACGCUCACUGAGCUGGCUUGUGGGCUGUCUGUGUCUAGCUGCUUUCCCCCUCAUGCCUGUUGUGGGUAGAGAACCUAACAUACAUCUGGUUACCUGUGCAGGUCUGCUCGCUCUUUUCACCUCAGCUUGCUACCUCUGGUCAUCUCGACGGAGGACACCGCUGCACCUCGGUGACAGACCACAGUUUGUCAUACAGAUGCUCCUUGUUGCUGUGUGUGCAUACGUGCCAUCCUUCACACACUCCAGCCUGCAACAGAAACAGGGCCUACCCCUUCUUAAUCAGAUCAUAAGUUGGAGCACAUUAGCAUCUUCUAUAUUUGUUCCUUUGCUGAGCUCAACACGACUUUUUCAUCGACUCCUCAGCAUAUUCUUGUCUCUCACUUCCACCUACCUGCUGCUUAGCACUGGGUCAGAGGCUUUGUUCCCCCCUGUGUUAUCCUGGUUAAUGUUUGUGUGGAUUAACAUCGAACAGGAAGCCUUGCUUGCUCAGGGCAUGUCUGGUAGGCAAGAGUUAUCCACCAUCGAUUUCUCUGCAAACAUCGACAUCACCAAGAUUCGACAGCUGAAGCUGGAUGACAUCCGAAGGUCCUAUUUUUUUGUAUUUUUUAUAAUAACAGCAUUUUUUGGCACAGGAAACAUUGCGUCCAUAAACAGUUUUGACCCAGCAUCUGUUUAUUGUUUCCUCACUGUUUUCAACCCUUUCAUAAUGGGAGGGUUGAUGAUGUGGAAGGUUAUCAUUCCAUUCAUCAUAGUUAUGUGUACAUUUGAGACCAUCCAAGUUGCAACACAGCUAUCAUCAAGGAGUUUGUUCCUCAUCGUCCUGGUUAUCUCUGACUUGAUGGCUCUGCAUUUUUUCUUCAUGGUGCAGGACUAUGGCAGCUGGUUGGACAUUGGCACAAGCUUUUCUCUUCCUCUGCGACACUGUGAACAUACCGCUGCUGGAUAUAAUGUGAUCUACUCCAGAGGACACACGCACACACAGAAGAGUACUCGGCAUACAGUUCUUCACUGACCGAAGCGCAAGAUGACUUCGACAUUAAAUGGGACCACACUAUCUCCAAACCAAAGUUCAACAAUGACCACACCCUCAGUUUCAGAGAAAGAUGAACUAGAAGAGUACCACACAGCCCUCUUGGUCAUCUACACUGUGGUCCUGAUCAGUGGUACAAUUAGCCUUACCAUGAUGAUGCGCAUCAUGAGAUCCACCACAACUUCCACCACGUCAAUUGCCGUACUCAACCUGAUCUUCACUCACUUCAUCUUCCUGCUAACGGUUCCCUUCAGAAUCUACUAUUACGCAGUUCAUGAAUGGGAGUUGGGCUAUGAAUGGUGUAAAAUAACCAGCAGCAUGAUCCACAUCCACAUGUACAUGUCUUUUGUCCUGUAUGUGAUUAUCCUCAUCACCCGUCUGUUGACGUUCUACAAGAAAGCUUGCCAGGUGGCGUCCUUUCACAGGAUGCAUGCAUGCAUUAUCAGUUUUCUGGUGUGGAUUAUUGUGCUGAUCACUGUCCCUUGCAUCAUCCAUUUUAAGUAUGGCAAAGACCAUGACAAAAAUGCCACUCGUUGCUUCCAGUUUGGAAAAUCUAUAGAAUCUGUUCUGAUUUUGAACUACCUGACAAGCAUAUUGAUUAUAGUCAUUGCCAUUGUGUUGACAGCCUUCCAGGCCAAUGUCCUAUGGGUUUUAUACAAGAAGCAUCGGGAGGGAUGCACCUUUCAGCAGGAGUUCGGAGCUCAGCUGAAGAGCCUGUGCUUUGCGCUAAUCAUGGUCAUCUGCUUCAUUCCCUACCACAUUUUUCGACUGUCCUACUUAAACAAUAUAAAAGAAUUAGAGGGUACAAAUGAAAUAUUUCUGAGCAUAACCACUUUUAACUGUUUGGACAUGCUUACUUUCCUGGGGAGGAGGUCCUGUAACAUGUGCUUUGUAGGAAAAGCUGCUUAAAAGCGGGUGGUACUGUGUUUGCU